Molecule: messenger RNA, 1461 nt
Organism: Dovyalis caffra
Lineage: Eukaryota; Viridiplantae; Streptophyta; Magnoliopsida; Malpighiales; Salicaceae
Source: the annotation of a GenBank genome assembly
AUGGCUUGCAAUUCCUCAGGUUGCCAAUCCAACUGUUACAAAAACGAUGACCAACUAUCAGACUCAAAACCAACACCAGCCAACAAUUCUAACAAUGAAACCCUUAAUUUAUGCCUCAAGUGCAAGACCAACAGCCCCAUUUCUCCUGGGUCUCUUUCUGGUGAUGAAGCACGCUUUUGUGCUGAUUGCUUUAGAAGUAAUAUCUAUGGGAAGUUCAGGCUUGCUGUCACCUCUCAUGCCAUGAUAUCUCCUUCUGAUAACGUUCUUGUUGCUUUCUCUGGCGGCCCUUCUUCCAGGGUGGCUCUACAGUUUGUACAUGAGUUGCAAUAUAAAGCACAAAAGAAUUUUGAAGCAAGUAAGGAUAGAUCAUUACCAGUAUUUGGUGUUGGAGUAGCAUUUAUUGAAGAAAGUGCAGUCUAUCCAGUUUCUUCUGACAAAGCUGAUGGAGCGAUUCAAGAUAUGAGAUUGGUUGUGUCAAAUCUAGCCCCCCAACAAAACAAUUCAAGUGACUGUAAGGAUAUAUUGACGAAGUUACUAGAUGCUGUUAAUGAUGCGACCGGGAAAGAAGAUCUUCUACUGCAUCUGCGAAUGAUGGCUUUGCAGAAGGUUGCGUCUGAAAAUGGAUACAACAGACUUGUUCUAGGAUCAUGUACAUCAAGGAUUGCUCGCCAUGUCCUCGCAGCAACUGUGAAGAGUAUUAAAUGGGUUCCGAAAGAGAAAUCAUGUGAUGUUGGUGCUCUUUUAUCAAGUGAUGUAAUCUCAGAUCGAAUGAAAAAAGAGUUGACACACACUUGCUACACUCUAGGCACUUUUGACCCAGGCCAGGGAUACUCUUUAUCAGCAGAUAUACAAUAUGUUGAUGCAAGGUGGGAGAUACCAGUAGUGCUUCCCCUUCGUGACUGUACUUCACAAGAGCUGAACUUGUUGUGCUGCCUUGAUGGUCUAAAGACUUUGCAGCUGUUUGACAGUUUUCCCUCUGGAAUCAAUGGUUUGAUAUCUUCAUUUGUGAAUCUCUUGCAGGAAGAAAAUCCUUCUCGCGAGUGCACGAUAGUACGAACAGCUGGAAAGCUUACUCCAUUCGAAUUCAACAGGAUUCCUGAAAUUGAUGAUUGCAAUGUUCCUUUGGCUACUCGAAGGCGUCAAAAGAGAUGCAAUCUAAAACCUAAGGAAUUUAUUUCCUCAGAGUUGUUCUGUCUCAUUUGCAAUGGCCCACUCAAGAAUUUUAAUUCCUUGAGUUUGAGCAGUCUUGAUAGUUGCCAAAGCUCAAGGUUUAGUGCUGCUUGUUGUUCGAGUUGCCAGUUUCAGAUACUUCCCAAGGAUCCCUCAUCGAUGGAGAAUUUCUGUUCACUUUUACCACGGCAAGUGGUUGGCAGAGCAAAGCAUGGCAAUUGUGGCAAUUUAAGUUUGCUAAGGGAGCAAAUUCAAGAUUGCUUGCUUUCAGACAGUGAAAAUGAAACUUGA